GUGGAGUCGGUGUGCUGGAGCGCGAGCGCGCGGCAACGCAAUGAGCCAUGAAUCAUCUCACAGCGUCCAGAGGGUCUGAUAGGAGAAAGCUUAAUGCAGGUCAGCUGUACGUCAUGUCCUGACAUGAGAUGAACCUACAUAGCUACACAUACAGACUGUGGAGGAAUUUCCAAACAGAAGCCUGUUCAAGAAUGAGGAAUAAAUAUGUUAUUUUCAUCAUCUGCAUUGUGGCCCUUGUCAUCAUUGAAAAGGAAAACAAUAUUAUCUCAAGGGUCUCAGACAAGCUCACGCACAGACAGACACAACAAACCCCAGACCCUCUUUCGUUCUUCAAUGACUCCAGUUUGUAUGACAGUGAGAUAAGUAUAAAUUCCACACAGCUUUUAGAUGCAGACCAGACUGGCCAAAAGCACAUUCUCUUAUUGGCCACCACUCGCACUGGAUCCUCCUUUGUAGGUGAGUUUUUUAACCAGCUUGGCACCAACAUGUUCUACCUGUUUGAACCACUGUGGCAUGUAGAGCGGACACUUUCUCAGGACACAGGGAUCCCCAAUUCCAACAUCUCGUCUAUUGCAUAUCGAGACGUGCUGCUAGGACUAUUCUUGUGUGACUUCUCGCUGCUGGAGAGCUUCAUUAGCCCGCCUCCUCUAGAGCAUGUCACUCCAGCUCUGUUCCGCCGUGAGUCCAGCAUGGCGCUGUGUGAAGAGCAGGUGUGCACUCCGAUGCAGAAGAAAGUUUUUGAAAGAUAUCGCUGUAGAACGCGCCGCUGUGGCCCUCUCAAUUUCACAUUGGCCUCUCAGUCCUGUCUGAGGAAGAAGCACAGGGCCAUCAAGACGGUUAGGGUUCGGCAGCUGGACUCACUCCGUUUGCUAGUGGAAGAUCCUAGAUUGGAUAUUAAGGUCAUACAGCUGGUGAGGGACCCCCGUGCUGUCCUGGCCUCAAGAAUGGUAGCCUUCUCUAGCAAAUACCAGACUUGGAAAAGUUGGGCAGCAAAUGGAGAGGUACCCAUUGAUGAUGAAGAAGUGAAACGGCUCCAAGGAAAUUGCAAUCAAAUCCGUGAGUCUGCCGAGCUGGGCUUGAGCCAACCGGAUUGGCUGGAAAAUCGCUACAUGCUUGUGCGCUAUGAGGACAUUGCCAGAUACCCCAUGCAGAAAGCGGCUGAGAUGUACGGGUUUACUGGGGUUCCAUUCACAUCACACGUGAGGGAAUGGAUCAUUAAGAACACACAUGCUUCAGAGGUUGCCAGUGGAGUGUAUUCUACACAGAAGAACUCUUCAGAGCAGGUAGAAAAGUGGCGCUUCAGUAUACCCUUCAAAUUAGCCCAAGUUGUGCAAGAGGUUUGUGGGCCGACUAUGGAGCUAUUUGGAUAUCGAUUUGUUGACAGUGAGGAGACAUUGGUUAAUAAAUCUAUCAGCUUGCUUGAAGAAAAACAGUUUAAUUUUUCAUAUGUUACAGAUUUUAACUUUCAGUUUUAG
This is a messenger RNA of Tachysurus vachellii, 1475 nucleotides long. It is a transcript of the gene chst3a, whose product is annotated as carbohydrate (chondroitin 6) sulfotransferase 3a. Gene Ontology annotation, cellular component: Golgi membrane. The record is from RefSeq and is a predicted model, not a curated record. The coding region runs from base 129 to 1475 and encodes 448 amino acids. Lineage: Eukaryota; Metazoa; Chordata; Actinopteri; Siluriformes; Bagridae. Gene Ontology annotation, molecular function: chondroitin 6-sulfotransferase activity; N-acetylglucosamine 6-O-sulfotransferase activity. The transcript is spliced from 3 exons. Gene Ontology annotation, biological process: carbohydrate metabolic process; N-acetylglucosamine metabolic process.